Molecule: messenger RNA, 1788 nt
Organism: Penicillium verhagenii
Lineage: Eukaryota; Fungi; Ascomycota; Eurotiomycetes; Eurotiales; Aspergillaceae
Exons: 2
Coding region: 1-1788 (595 amino acids)
Source: RefSeq, a predicted model, not a curated record
AUGACGGCACCUAUUGUCUUCAUUGUCAGACAUGGCGCGCGCCUUGACGCUGCCGACAAAGACUGGCAUUUGACUUCCCCAACUCCUUACGACCCUCCCCUCUGCUAUGGUGGCUGGAUUCAAUCACGGGCCUUGGGUGCACGCAUUGCAAGUCUCCUACAAAAUUCCGAGUUCACGGGGAUAAAGCCCGAGGCUGAAUCUAGCCAAUCCUUGCCCACGGAUGUCCCGACCAGUCCGCAUCUGCCCCCCGCAACCUCGGAUCUGUACAACCGAUACAACGUAAUAAUCCAUACUUCCCCCUACCUUCGAUGUCUCCAGACUUCUAUCGCCAUCAGCACAGGUCUUAGUCAAUCUCGACCAACCACCGAAAGCCACGAGGAGCAGCCCCCUAUAGACGCGCUGAGCUCGGACCUGCGGCCUUUGGUGCGCGUUGACGCGUUUUUGGGGGAAUGGCUGUCUCCUGACUACUUUGAUCAAAUCACACCACCUCCAGGCUCUGAUCGGAUGGUUGCUUUGGCAAAGGCAGAAUUGCUACGUCGGGGGGAAAGACUUCCUUUAGUACAGGAAGGAGGGACAAGGGUAUUAUCAGGUCACUUCCCGGGUGGCUGGGGGAGCCAAUCCCAUCCCACCUCCCCUAAUGAAGAUGAUGAUAGCCAGCCGUUGCAAUCACAGGGACCUCUGUCAACUGUAGAACAUGCUCCGCGUCCACGCGCGAGUACCUUUGACGUACCACAGGGUCCCGCCCUGGGCCGCCUGGACAUCAACCGCCCGGCCAAACCCAAUGCCUCUUAUGUGGCCCCAGUACCCGGUUAUGCAGUUUCUCCCGCAGAGCGCAUUCCAUCUGGUUACGUCAGCCAUGCGCGGGACGCUUGCAUCAAGAUCGAUUACCAGUGGGAUAGUAUGCGCACGCCAUAUUGGGGCUCAGGCGGAGAGUAUGGGGAGGAAUGGAGCUCCAUGCAGGAGCGUGUUAGCGAAAGUUUUCAAAAGAUGAUGGAGUGGUAUCAACGACCAGAAUCGAGUGCUCGGGCAACAAUGAAUGAUGCAUUAUUGCGCAAAGAUUCUUCCGGCCAGACCGUUAUCAUCAUUGUUACUCACGGGGCUGGCUGCAAUGCCUUGAUCAAUUCACUCGCCGGCCACCCUGUUCUAUUAGAUAUCGGCACCGCCUCGGUGACCCUGGCUGUGCCACGGAGCCGGUUGCCCAUUACCACCCCUGACUCUGACCGAACCAAAAAAUCGUUCGACCAGGCCGAUCGGGCAAUCUCGCGCGACUAUGCUCUGCAACUAGUAGCAUCGACCGAUCACCUCCGGCCAGGAACCAACCCUUCUCAGCUAAACUUACUAACACCCCACUCCGCCCCCCAGGACCCGUCACCCCAACCGUUUCGCAAUCGCCUUGGCUCCAGGCCCCAGCCCCUCCAAGGGUCUUUCCCGCUUGGUCCCAUUUCAGGACCCGCGAUGAGUCCUCGAGGGUGGGCCCUUGCUCCCCGUCCAUCAAGCUCGGACAUUCCUCGAGGGCCUUCCGGCUUGUGGGGCGCUAUCGCUUCACCGAUCGAAAAUGAAGAGGAUGCGGACGACUUUGUUCCUAAUUUUGGGGAUCAACAGCCCGUGAGCCAUGAUUCGCCCCUUCCCCUCCCUCUUCAUGAUGUACCCGUGGACCGAACUGGGUGGACAAAACAAUUGCCUAAGCGAACACUGUCCCAGAGGGGACUCUGGGGUAGCGCACCGUCCCUGGAGGAUCGUGAGUUGGCAUCGAGGCGGCGGUGGACCUUGGCGGAACAGAAGCUAUGA